UCACUACUCUAGCAGACUUCAUUUAGAGCGCCUAUAUAGGUUCAGCCGUCUCUCUCGGAUGUUAUACCAAAGCAAAGACCUUGUUGGCGGAGAUACCGGCAUGAGAACGUUUGUGUUUGAGAGGCUAAACGCUGACUUUUGAUCAGACUUGUAGCAACCCCCUUCAUUCAUUAAGUUGGGAGGUUGAUGAAACUUUUUUUGAAUGAGUAUACCGCCGCUGGCUGGCGCAUCUGGAUUCAGGGAAGUCGGAGCUGUCAAGUCCAGCGCAAAUUUUUUCAACCGGACUCACCUCUCUUGUAUUUUUUCACCUUUUUAAAAAACUUUGUGGCGACACAUUGGGAUUUGGUUGAGUCAAACUCUUAAUUUUUACAACUUUUUCCUGAUUUUUUUUUUUAUUGCAAGACGCAAAAAUGGAACACUCAGUCCUCAGAAUAACGUGCGUCUUGAUGGUUAUCUGUCUCUUGGAUAAAAGGGUAGACUCCAAUGAAAUCUUGGGCCUGAAACUCCCCAACAUCGACCCGAUCCUGAAUGCCAACACGGUGUGUCUGACACUGCCAGGUUUGACACGGCGCCAGCUGGAGGUGUGCAUGCGUAACCCAGAUGUAACGGCUUCAGCAAUCCAGGGAAUCCAGAUUGCCAUCCAUGAGUGCCAACACCAGUUCAGAGGGCACCGCUGGAAUUGUUCCAGCCUAGAGACUAGAAACAAAAUACCCUAUGACAGCAUAGUCUUCAAAAGAGGUUUUCGAGAGAGUGCCUUUGCGUAUGCCAUUGCAGCAGCAGGAGUGGUGCAUGCAGUGGCCAAUGCCUGCUCUAUGGGCAAACUGAAAGCAUGCGGCUGUGACGAGAAGCGACGUGGGGAUGAGGAGGCUUUCCGUAUCAAACUCCACCGCUUGCAACUUGAGGCCAUCCACCGAGGGAAGGGUAUGGUACAUGGUGUUAUGGAGCACUUCCCAGCUGACCUGCCAGGGCCCCAAGACUCCUGGGAGUGGGGCGGCUGCAGCCCCGACGUGGAUUUCGGAGAGAAGUUCUCGCGGGAUUUCCUGGAUGCCCGUGAGACCUACAAGGACAUCCAUGCUCGUAUGAGGCUGCAUAAUAAUAGAGUUGGGAGACAGGUGGUGCUCGACCACAUGAGAAGGAAAUGCAAAUGCCACGGGACAUCAGGGAGCUGCCAGCUGAAAACCUGCUGGCAGGUCACUCCAGAAUUCCGGGUGGUGGGUUCAAUCCUCAAAGAGCGCUUCCACAUUGCCACGCUUAUCAAGGCUCAUAACCGGAACACCGGACAGCUGGACCACUCCCAUCACAACCACCACAACCAUCAUCACCAUCAUCCGCACAACCACCACAAUCAUCAUCACCAUCGGCGGCGGCCCAGUGUCAACGAACUAGUCUAUUUUGAAAAGUCACCGGAUUUUUGUGAGCGGGACCUUGGGUCGGAUUCAGCCGGCACACAGGGCCGGAUCUGCAACAAGACCAGCCCUGGCAUGGACAACUGUGAGAGUCUGUGUUGUGGCAGGGGCCACAACAUUCUGCAGCAGACACGAAGUGAACGUUGCAACUGCAAGUUUCACUGGUGCUGCUAUGUGGUCUGCGAAGAGUGCAGGAUAACAGAGUGGGUCAGUGUCUGUAAAUGAAGAAACACACACCAAAAGGCUAUAUAGACAAAACACAGCAAAAGAGACAUUUUUAAAUCCAGAAUAUUACUUUGAAAUGGGAAUAUGACCAUAAGUUAUGUACCCCAUUCUUUUUUGCGGUGGACUGCAGUUUUUCUUUGCAGAAAAGAUGUGCAAGGACAGAGAGUGAAGCAGUUGAGCCAGCAGAAAGAUAGAAGUGUAUGUUGGUAAAGAGUGUGCACAUGCAGCAUAUGUGAAAAGGUGCCACAACUCAAAGACCUUGGAUGUAUACUGCCUUCAUCUUGAGGACAAAGAACAUAGUAAUAUAAAGACAAGAAUCUUAAAUAAAUUAAAUAUAUUUUGACUGGCACAGAGCUGCAUGAGAGUCAAGUGAGCAAAGAGGAAGUUUAAAGUAAGUAGUAGAUUGCAAGCAGACAGAAAAUAGAAUUUCUUCUUUGCAGGAGAAAUAUAAGAUCUGCAUGAAACAUAAAAUCAAGUAUAUUUUUGAAACAGAUCACACACCAAAAAGUUGUCCCUUGAGCCUCAAUUACCAGUACCGUCAUUUAGAAUAUACCUUGCCUUGUAUCUACUCGAUGCAGAGGCAAAUGUCAGGACUCAUAAUGCACACAGUUUGACAUAGCACUACAUAUCUGGAGCAUUGAAGGAUUUUGUACCUUGUUCAAGGACAGUUCAUAAUUUUCCAUAUUUAUUUAUAGCAGCUAUCAUGUUGCACAUAAGAAUACAUCAAGCGAUUGUCUGGCUCAACUGAAAGUCAGUAUUAAUAUCCCUGCCAACACUGAUGACAUUUUUUUGAAAGCAAUCAAACAGUUUAUUAAAAAAAAAAAAAAAGAGGUAGCGUGAAUUCUAUAAUUGAGUCUCAGGACAGACUUGUCUAUUCAAAUUACAAUGCUGCAUUAAUGGCCAAACAUUUGGUAAGAAAUAAUGAUCUCUAUAGAAAGAUUACAGUAAAGAUGAAUUUUGAGCGGCGGAAGUUCAAGGGCCAAAAGUCUGAUCUGAAACUGAUUGUUGGCGCUGAUUCGAAAUAUCAUAUUCUUGCAACCAAAAUGCUUCCUUUUCUUUAAUGGUGGCCACUGAGAUAAAUGUUUCCACAAAUAAGCUUCAGACAGAGUAAAAACAAGCACCACUUCUAUACACUAUAAGAUUCAUUUCAACAUCACUGUUUGACAACCAUUGAGGCACAAACUUGUACUGGUGUAUUCAGAAAUCCUUUAAAAUAUAGUACAAAUGUCUGGUCCAGAUUUACGUCAUCCAAAAUGUGUGGUCUGUGUUGUGUGUGGUACGCAAUGUAAGAGGACUGUCAGAGUGCACAGUAAACCUUGAUUUAAGGAGAACAGUUUUCAUCGUCAACAUGAUAUGACCAGCACUGUAAAUAAAAAUUAAUAAUGCUGCACCAAAUCAUCAACAAUUUUUAAAGUGCCUCAGGAAACUGAGUGCGCACAAACACGCUCCAGUUCCUCACAGUCUAAACAUCCAAAACUCAUCAGUCAAAGUGUUUCCUGUUUUGUGAUGCAAUGUAAUGUGUGCAACACUGUAAGCUUUGUGUAAUAUAUCUACACUCACCUACUUCACACUUCUUUGAUGUGUACUACAGGGAUAUUCUGAGGUCAACUUCAAACUAUAUAAAAAGAAUAUUGAUAUGGUUUUCUGCCUAUGCACAUUUAUAAGAUCAUAUUUGGUUUCAAGAAACCGGUAUGAGUAAGGCUCCUUAUCAGACAGUGUAAUUUAUUUCAAGCAAAUAUAUUUCUGUGUUGAAAGCAGAGAAAAAAAAAUCUGGGAUUAUGUUUCCAGUGUAACUGUUUAUUUUGAUUCUGAUAAGUAGUUUGCACAUACUGAACUGUGUCCAGGAAAACUCUGGGAAGAUAUCAGCAAUAUGCAUUUGUUCAUGUCAUAAAUGUAUGUACGUAUUUUUUAUGUUUUAAUAUGGUUAUUAUCUAAGUUAUUUUAUUUUUGUGGAUAACUUAAUAUUUGUAAGACAAUAAAGACAGACGAUAAUAAUGCAAGAAGCUUUAAUGUGAUAAAUAAUAAAGAACCUGAAAACA
Archocentrus centrarchus (flier cichlid) is the source of this 3670-nucleotide messenger RNA. RefSeq names its product wingless-type MMTV integration site family, member 10a (gene wnt10a). The record is from RefSeq and is a predicted model, not a curated record. Gene Ontology annotation, biological process: multicellular organism development; canonical Wnt signaling pathway; cell fate commitment. Bases 411 to 1631 code for a protein of 406 amino acids. Gene Ontology annotation, cellular component: extracellular region. The transcript is spliced from 4 exons. Lineage: Eukaryota; Metazoa; Chordata; Actinopteri; Cichliformes; Cichlidae. Gene Ontology annotation, molecular function: cytokine activity; frizzled binding.